Messenger RNA from Cherax quadricarinatus, 898 nucleotides. RefSeq names its product lysozyme C. Gene Ontology annotation, molecular function: lysozyme activity. The record is from RefSeq and is a predicted model, not a curated record. NCBI's taxonomy places the organism in Eukaryota, Metazoa, Arthropoda, Malacostraca, Decapoda, Parastacidae.
CACUUCCUGACACUGGCCAUAUAUAAGUGGAUGGUCGGGGAAACUGUCAGUGGCUGAUUGCUCCCUCUGAGGCACUCAAGCACACUUCUUUACACACAACACUUAUCUUCUCCCACUUUGCAAACAUGAGGAUGUUGGCGUUCUCGUGGUUGUUGGUGAUAGCAGUGGUGGGGGUGCUGGUGGGGCAAACCUCAGCAAAGGUUUACAAGAAGUGUGAGCUGGCCAGGAUACUGGAGCGUCAGUUCCGCCUACCACGAGAUCAGAUCAAGAGGUUUGUCUGCAUCGCUCAGUACGAGUCAGGCUUCAACACAGCAGCUUUCAACCGCAACAGGAACGGUAGCAAGGACUACGGUAUCUUCCAGAUCAACAGUAUGUACUGGUGUCGUGAUGAUACCAGAGGAAAAUCAAACUCUUGCGGGAUACAAUGCAGAGAUCUCUUGAGCGAUAAUCUGAGUACUGCCGUCACUUGUGCCCGGAAGAUCUUGAGAUCCCAAGGAUAUUCCGCUUGGGUGGCCUACAAAAACAGGUGCCGUAACCGUAACCUUGAUGCUUACAUGGCCGAGUGCUGGGGUGCUUCUGGGAGAGGACUGAAUGUUGUCUAAGAUGCUGAGGCUGAGAGAGAUGUCCAAGAUGCUGGUAGAACUCUCCACGAUGCUGGGUGAGACUUACCGUGGUGCUGAACGUGCGACGUUUCACUCUGACUUGUAAAUGGACCGAAGCGCUGUCAGAGCUCCUCUCUCUCCCAUGUGUGGGUUAUUUGCAAAUCGUUUACAUUCACUAGCCACCUGUACGCCAAAAUCUCCACCACCUGCCCAGCGCCACUUAACUCUUGUAUCCUUAGAAAUUACAUAUUAUCAUCUAAGUAAUUUUGUUCUCAAUAAAACGCAAAUAUAACAGA